Rana temporaria (common frog) is the source of this 842-nucleotide messenger RNA. RefSeq names its product mediator complex subunit 31 (gene MED31). Bases 122 to 511 code for a protein of 129 amino acids. Gene Ontology annotation, cellular component: mediator complex; core mediator complex. The record is from RefSeq and is a predicted model, not a curated record. Gene Ontology annotation, molecular function: transcription coregulator activity. Gene Ontology annotation, biological process: regulation of transcription by RNA polymerase II. The transcript has 4 exons. Lineage: Eukaryota; Metazoa; Chordata; Amphibia; Anura; Ranidae.
UCCGCCAACACAACAACAAACUUCCGCUUCCGGUGCUUUUGUUUAUCUUCCAGUUGAAGACGAUUUCGGUGGAGAGACUCCUCUCUAAAUUGUACGGGAUUAUCAAGCGUGCAGAGCUGCGAUGGCUGCAGCGCCAAUGGAGAGCGAUGAACAAGCCCGAUAUCGGUUCCAGUUGGAAUUGGAGUUUGUUCAGUGCCUUGCGAAUCCGAAUUACCUUAACUUCCUAGCACAGCGGGGAUUCUUCAAGGACAAGUCAUUUGUUAAUUAUCUGAAAUACCUUCUUUACUGGAAGGAUCCCGAUUAUGCAAAAUAUUUAAAGUAUCCUCAGUGCUUGUAUAUGCUGGAGUUGCUACAGUAUGAACAUUUCCGCAAAGAGCUAGUGAAUGCCCAGUGUGCCAAGUUUAUUGAUGAACAGCAAAUAUUACAUUGGCAACACUAUUCCCGCAAGCGUAUGAGACUCCAGCAAGCUCUGGUAGAGCAGCAACCACAGAACAAUGCCAUUGGGAAAUGACAUGCCUUCAUUGGCUGUAUAUACAGAUAUUACGUACUGUUACAGAAUGGAAAUACUGGCGCCCAUUGGCGAUAAAUGGACUUGAACUUCGCAUCACUUUGUUACCCUCGAUAAUGUCAAUCUCUCUAACAUUCUGCAUAGCACGUGAUGUCAUUAGUGACGACUGAGCAGAUACUGUUUUGUAUAUUACACUACUUUUCUCCAGCACAUGAAUCUACUGUUACUGGCACACCAUGCAUGAUCCAAACUAUCUGCCCCGAAAGGUUUUGUUAGAAUAUUGGCCAAUCGUGUUCCGCCCCCUUUUUCAUAUUGAGGGUUGAUACGCCCGAAU